Molecule: messenger RNA, 2212 nt
Organism: Emericellopsis atlantica
Lineage: Eukaryota; Fungi; Ascomycota; Sordariomycetes; Hypocreales; Bionectriaceae
Product: C2H2 type zinc-finger-domain-containing protein
Exons: 2
Coding region: 290-1924 (544 amino acids)
Biological process (GO): ribosomal large subunit biogenesis
Cellular component (GO): preribosome, large subunit precursor
Molecular function (GO): nucleic acid binding; zinc ion binding
Source: RefSeq, a predicted model, not a curated record
AGAUCCUUACCGUACCUUAUCGCAUGGCUUAUCGUUGAUUUUUGCCCCGCGCCACCAGGGCACUUGAGAUUUCCCAUAUUUCUCAUCAGACCCUCAACCUGAUGACAUAUUCCGAGAGUUGAGUCAUUGCUACUACCGGCUUUGGCACAAACAGACCUUUCCCAUCCCACGAAGCCAAAUUCACACUCUCUGUCGACUCUGUAAACUCGUCCUUGGCCUUUGGCGGCCCAUUCAUCUCGAAUCGACACUCCGAAUCCUACGCCCACUUCGAACCCCUCCAUCCGCCACCAUGGCCAGCGCCGGUACUCAGCCAGCGACAGCUGGUAACUCGCAGUCGCACCCCUAUACGUGUAACACAUGCCAGGUAGCUUACCGUAGCAUCGAGUUGCAAAAGGGCCACAUGAAGAGUGACUGGCAUCGGUACAACCUCAAGCGCAGAGUCGCAUCCUUGCCCCCCAUCUCAGCCGACACCUUCACCGAGAAGGUCCUGCAGGCCCGCGCCGUGACAACCGCAGAGGAAGACAAAGCACUUUUCGAACGAGUCUGCGAGCCGUGCGCCAAGACCUACUUCAGCGAGAAUGCCUACCAGAACCAUCUGCUCAGCCAGAAGCACAAGAACAAGAUCUCGACGACUGGACAACGGCCUGACGACGAGACGACCUCGGUAAUCAGCUCGACAUUCACCCUUGGGGAGCCCGCGCCCGCUCGCCGAGACUCUGUCGACUCAGCUGCCGAACAAGAAUUCAAUGAGGUCGUCGAGGGCAUCCAACGCACCAAGCUCGUCCAGGAUGAUCAGAACCCUUCGCCCGUCAAGCGUCCCUCCAACCCUCAAAUCACCUCUGCUGAUGCCGAUGCCGAGAUUGACCGCGAAUCCAAUAACAAGACACCGGUGCAGCAGGCUCCCGCCUGGUCAAUUCAGUCAUGCAUUUUCUGCAACUACAGCUCCCCCACAGUGCCGUUGAACAUCCUACACAUGGAGCGCUUCCACGGCAUGUUCGUGCCCGAAAAGGCAUACCUCGUGGACUUGGAUGGGUUGGUGAAGCAGCUGCAGGAGAAGGUGCACGAGGACCACGAGUGCCUGUACUGCGGCAAGAUCAAGUCCACCGUCUUCGGCAUCCAGACACAUAUGAGGGACACGGGUCACUGCAAGAUCCCCUUUACUACCGAACGUGAUCAGCUCGCGAUCGGCGACUUUUAUGAUUUCCGCAGCACCUACUCGGACGGCGAGGAUGACGAUGAGUCGGAUAGUGGUGACGCCGAUGACACGGACAAGGAGGGCGGAGCCAAAUUGGGCGCUCGCCGCACAGGAAAGACCGUUGACGAGAAUGGAGAAGAGAUUGAGGAGGGAGACGGUUGGGAGACCGACAGCUCGGCUUCGUCUCUUGACUCGGAGGAUCUGCACGCUGUGCCCGCCGAGGGUCACUUACACCAGUACGAGCGUCUGGAUAAACACCCACACCACUCAAGUAGAGAUCCUCGCCAACGCCAUCAGGCCGAUGGCUGGCACUCACACUCGCACAAGCACACCCGGGGUGUGUUCUACGACGACUACGAGCUCCAUCUUCCCACUGGCAAGUCCGUGGGUCACCGCUCUAUGAACAAGUACUAUCGCCAGAACCUGUACCACUACCCCACUGCGGAGGAGCGUGCCGAGCGACAGGCGAUCGAGGCUGCCAGGUCGUCAGAUGACGAGGAAGAGGGUGACAACCAGUUGGCCGUCAGGAAUGGCCGUGAACGCGCGGUAAUUCCUCGUGGGGCCAGGGGCAUGGCCGGCGUGUCAGACAAGAAGCGGAUGGCUGCCGAGCGCUCUGAGCAGAGAGGGCGGACGCAAGAGCAGGUCGUCGGGAAAAAGAAGGACUAUGCGUACGGCAAGAAGCUGAACAACCAGAAGACGUACUACUACCGAUACCAGAGAGGUGGUUAGUCUGGUUCAUAGUCUAGUUAUGCAGUCAUGAAAAGUUUGGCGUCUCACAUUUAGCUUGCGUCUUCGGUGUCUUGUUAUUGUAAAGGAACGUGUGAGUGUGAUACGCGCGAAUCAUUUAAUCAAGUGAGAUGACUGUGUACUCCGUACAUGUAGCAUGUCACAAACGGUGAUCAUGGUGACAAUAAAUAGUCGCUCAUCCUUGUCUGACAAAUUGGGUUAGCGGCGGUGAUCUACCCCACGUUCUGUGGCCUGGGCCUGGGCCUUGGCCAUAUGGUUGCUGAGUUGGAG